This is a messenger RNA of Symbiodinium sp. CCMP2592, 250 nucleotides long. NCBI's taxonomy places the organism in Eukaryota, Dinophyceae, Suessiales, Symbiodiniaceae. The record is from the annotation of a GenBank genome assembly.
GUUUGAGGAUGGAACACAGGAGAGGACACGCUCCCAGGCUGAUCGUGAGGCGAUCAGGGCUCCACUGAAGAAAGAGAUCAAGGAGCUCAAAGCACAGCUGGCGACGGUUCAGAGUGAAGCGGACCAGACGGCCCGCGAGCUGGCCAGGAACCAGGGCAUGAACGCCGACUUGAAGCACAGGGCCGAGAUGGCUGAGGGCCGAGUGCGCAAAGUGAAUCUGGACCUCAUCACUGCCAAGUCCACAGAGGAG